AUGACUAUUGCUGAAAUAACAAUGGAACUCAUUACCUCUGAAGAAGAGCAAACACUAAUCGCUGAUGUCUUCUCAGAGCCCUCACUGACCACAGCCCUCAUGGCCUUGACUCCUCCACUUGCAGAACCUUGGAUGGCCGUGAGGCUGGUGAAUGGCACAGGGAGGUGCUCAGGCCGAGUGGAGGUUCUUGUUCAGGGCACAUGGGGGACUGUGUGUGAUGACCUCUGGGACCUGGUCGAGGCCACAGUCGUGUGCUGCCAGCUGCAGUGUGGUCAGGCCGUGGCGGCACCCACAGGAGCCCACUUCGGGGCAGGCUCUGGGAAGGUCGUGCUGGACGAUGUGCAGUGUGCGGGCAGCGAGAGCCACUUGGGGCAGUGUGCGCACAGGGGUGAGGCUGGGCACAACUGUGGACACCUGGAGGAUGCCAGCGUCGUGUGCGCAACAAUAUACCCUAAUGUAAGCUCUCUGACCUCAGAGAGCUAGGUCUCCAGUCUUUCUCUUCCUCAUACCUCCCCAGGAGCCUCCAUGACCGUGAGGCUGCUGAAUGGCACAGGGAGGUGCUCAGGCCGAGUGGAGGUUCUUGUCCAGGGCACAUGGGGGACCGUGUGUGAUGACCUCUGGGACAUGGCCGAGGCCAUAGUCGUGUGCCGCCAGCUGCAGUGUGGUCAGGCCGUGGCGUCACCCACGGGGGCCCACUUUGGGGCAGGCUCUGGGAAGAUCGUGCUGGACGAUGUGCAGUGUGCGGGCAGCGAGAGUCACCUGGGGCAGUGUGCACACAAGGGUGAGGCUGGGCACAACUGUGGGCACCUGGAGGAUGCCAGCGUUGUGUGCGCAGAACCCAGAAAUAAACCUACUCAACAGAUCUUUGACAAGGGUGACGUGUUAACAGCAGCCGUGCCCACCACAGAGCCUGUGGCACUUGUCGCGACGACCAAUCCAGCAGUUUUACUUCAGGACAUCUAA
This is a messenger RNA of Hyaena hyaena (striped hyena), 963 nucleotides long. RefSeq names its product putative DMBT1-like protein. Gene Ontology annotation, cellular component: membrane. Lineage: Eukaryota; Metazoa; Chordata; Mammalia; Carnivora; Hyaenidae. The record is from RefSeq and is a predicted model, not a curated record. The transcript has 8 exons.